GCUGACUUUAGACGCCAUUUUGUCAGCCAUUUCCUACACUGAUCCAUUGCCAGCGUCUCUGCACAGCACAGGACGCCCCGUCUGGCCUCAGCUUCACCUACCUGGGCUUGGUAAACAGCAGCGGAUCCUGCACGCACGGUCCCGGGUGGAUGAGAGACAGUCUAGCGGGUCGGUCGGCACCCACUAGACCUCUGGAAGGCGCUUGGCCCCGCAGGACAGAAGCGGUACAAGCCACAGACAGACAUGGCUUUGAAGAUUGUCAAAGGGAGCAUCGAUCGGAUGUUCGAUAAAAACCUUCAGGAUUUAGUACGUGGCAUUAGGAACCACAAGGAAGAUGAGGCCAAGUACAUCUCCACGUGCAUCGAUGAGAUCAAGCAGGAGCUCAAGCAGGACAACAUCGCUGUCAAAGCCAAUGCUGUGUGCAAGCUCACCUACCUUCAGAUGCUGGGCUAUGAUGUCAGCUGGGCCGCUUUCAACAUCGUUGAAGUCAUGAGUUCCUCCAAGUUCACAUACAAGAGGAUUGGCUACCUGGCGGCCUCGCAGUGUUUUCAUGAGAGCACUGAUGUCAUCAUGCUGACAACCAAUCAGAUCCGAAAGGAUCUCAGCAGUCCCAACCAGUACGACACAGGUGUUGCCCUUACUGGCCUGUCUUGUUUUGUGACCCCUGACCUGGCUCGGGACCUGGCCAAUGACAUCAUGACACUGAUGUCCCACACUAAACCCUACAUCAGAAAGAAAGCGGUGUUGAUCAUGUACAAAGUGUUUCUGAAGUACCCUGAGUCCCUGCGCCCUGCUUUCCCCAGGCUCAAGGAAAAACUGGAGGACCCAGACCCAGGUGUCCAGUCUGCAGCAGUAAACGUUAUCUGUGAACUGGCUCGGAGAAAUCCCAAGAACUACCUGUCCCUGGCCCCCCUCUUCUUCAAACUCAUGACCUCCUCUACUAAUAACUGGGUUCUCAUUAAGAUCAUCAAGCUGUUUGGUGCACUCACACCGCUGGAGCCACGUUUGGGGAAGAAACUGAUUGAACCUCUUACGAACCUUAUCCACAGUACAUCUGCCAUGUCUCUGCUGUAUGAAUGUGUCAACACUGUGAUUGCAGUGUUGAUUUCCUUGUCCUCUGGGAUGCCUAACCACAGUGCUAGUAUCCAGCUCUGUGUGCAGAAACUGCGAAUCCUGAUAGAAGACUCGGACCAGAACUUGAAGUACCUGGGCCUGCUGGCCAUGUCAAAGAUCCUGAAGACCCACCCCAAGUCAGUACAGUCUCAUAAGGACCUCAUCCUCCAGUGUUUGGAUGACAAGGAUGAGUCCAUCCGCCUGAGAGCUCUGGACCUGCUCUAUGGCAUGGUAUCCAAAAAGAACUUGAUGGAGAUUGUAAAGAAACUGAUGCUGCAUGUGGACAAAGCAGAAGGAACCACCUACAGAGACGAGCUGCUCACCAAGAUCAUCGACAUCUGCAGCCAGAGCAACUACCAGUACAUCACCAACUUUGAAUGGUACAUCAGUAUCCUCGUGGAGCUGACCCGAUUAGAGGGCACACGGCACGGCCACCUCAUCGCCUCUCAGAUGCUGGAUGUGGCUAUUCGGGUCAAAGCCAUCCGAGGCUUUGCUGUUGCCCAGAUGGCCACUCUACUGGACAACGCCCACCUGUUGACAGGCAACAUGCAGCGAAUGGGCAUCUGUGAAGUGUUGUAUGCGGCAGCCUGGAUCUGUGGUGAAUUCUCAGAACACUUGGAGAACCCAAUGCAGACACUGGAGGCCAUGCUGAGGCCUAAGGUGGCCACUCUACCAGGCCACAUCCAGGCCGUGUAUGUGCAGAACGCAGCCAAGCUGUUUGCCACUGUGCUGAAGAGCCAAGAGGGGAACACAGACAGCACAGCAGCACAGGAAACAAGCCAACUGAUGAUAGACAGGCUGCCGCUGUUUGUCCAGAGCGCCAACCUGGAGGUGCAGGAGAGGGCAUCUUGCAUCCUGCAGCUGGUCAAGUACAUCCAGAAACUGCAACAGAAGGACGUAGAGGUAGCGGAGGAGGUCAGUGCUCUGUUUGCUGGAGAACUCAACCCUGUAGCCCCCAAGGCACAGAAGAAAGUGCCUGUUCCUGAAGGUCUGGACUUGGACUCCUGGAUCAACGAGCCUCCAUCUGAGAGUGAGUCUGAGGACGAGCAGCCCAAGGCUAUUUUUGCCAAGGAGGAGCCUAAACACUCCCGCCCCCGUCGAGAAGAGGUGGAUGAGAAGGAACUGGCAAAGAGGAGAGAAGCCAGGAAGCAGGAGCAAGCCAACAACCCAUUCUACAUCAAGGCCUCCCCAUCCUCUCAGAAGGUGUACCAGGAAGCACCAGGAGUGGAGCACAUCCCAGUCGUACAGAUUGACCUCAGUGUGCCUCUCAAAGUCCCAGGUCUGCCCAUGUCUGACCAGUACGUGAAACUGGAGGAGGAGCGUCGGCAGAAAGAGAGGGCAGAGAAGAAAAAGAAGGAGAAGAAGAAGAGGAAAGAAAAGCGCAGUGGACGAGGGAAGAAACAUGAUUCGGGCCCAGAGAGUGAGGAGGACAUCACACCUGCGCACCAGGUCGACAUUGUUACAGAGGAGAUGCCAGAGAAUGCCUUACCCAGUGAUGAUGAUGACAAAGACCCCAAUGACCCUCAUAAAGCCCUGGACAUCGACCUGGACAAGCCACUUGCAGACAGUGAGAAGCUACCAGUCAGGUCACACCGUGCAGCAGAGGCUCCAAAAAGCCCAACCGAAGAUGGAGAUGCCGCUUCACAGGAGCCCAAGAAGAAGAGUAGCAAAGAAAAGAGAGAGAAGAAGAAGGAUAAAGAUAGGGACCGGAAGAAGAGCAAAGAAGAGAAGAAGAAGAAGAAACACAAACAUGAAGAAAAGGGGGAAGAUCUUCUCGGGGGUGAGGCAGAGGAGCCUGUGGUUCAAUCAGAAGAAACCAAUGAGGUGGCAGCACCACCCACCUCUACUAGUGCUGAGGUUUCGGAUCUGGAUUUCUGGCUCUCAAACGCUCCAGUGCCCUCUAACACCCAGGAAACAGUGACAGUAGCAGCAGCAGAAGCAGCCCCCAUGCCCGAGGCCACCUCUGGCACGGCGCCAGACUCCGAGCCCGAUGAGCCCAAAGACACUGAGAUGGAGGAGACUAAGUCCUCCAAACACAAGAAGAAGAAGCAGAAAAAGGAGAAGGAAGAGAAGGAGAAGAAAAAGAAGAAGAAGCAUCAUCACCAUCAUCACCACAGUGAUGGAGGUGGAGAAGAGUCAGUGCAGAAUGGCACUGUGGAGGAGGAAGAGCCUCUGCCGCCCAUGUCCAAUUACUGCCUGCUGGCUGAGAACUCCUACGUCAAGAUGGUGUACGACAUCCAGGGAAAUCUUCAGGAUGGCAGUCAGGUGGUGGUGUCUGUUAUAUUUGAAAACAAGUGUGACAGCUUCCUCAAAUCCAUGGAGUUCAACGUCCUGGACUCCCUCAACUCCAAGCUACAGAGGCCAGAGGGUUCGGGUCCACAUGAUGGCCUGACCGUCCCCUUCCAACUUCCACCUGGGGUCUCCAAUGAGGCACGAUUUGUCUUCACUGUGCAGAGCAUCGUUAUGCCACAGAAGCUGAAGGGAACCCUCACCUUUAUAGUAAAGAACGAGGACUCCUCUACUCAUGAGAAACUGGAUUUCAAACUGCACUUUACCUGCACCUCCUACCUAAUCACUACUCCUUGCUACAGUGAUGCGUUUGCCAAGCUGCUGGAGUCAGGCGACCUGAAGUGCAGCUCUGUCAGACUGGAGGGGGUCAACAUGCCCUUCCACCACCUACUGGCCAGGAUCUGCUUCCACCACCAUUUCUCUGUUGUGGAGAGAAUCGACUCCUGUGCCUCAAUGUACAGCAGGUCUAUCCAGGGUCACCAUGUCUGUCUGCUGGUCAAAGUGUCUGCUCAGACAGUGUCCAUUGACGCUAAAUGUGACGAGCCGACGCUGCUUGGGAAUGUGCUGGAUGAGAUCAAGCAGACCUUCUCUCAGUGCUGAUUGUGUCCGACAGCCCCAGGGUGCCCCCCGACCCCUUCAUGCCGCCCCCUCCUCCCUCGCUGAAACACAACAUAAUCAUGUUACGAAAACACUGCUGCUGGCACUUCCAGUAUCGCCCUAUUUAUUAGUCCUCAGAUUCGCAAGAUUUCUUUCCCCUUACCUUCUUCUUCUUCUUCUUCUUCAGUGUCCCACACUCUGUUGUUCCUCUGCACUCUGAGCUCUGUGGUCACUCCCCGACACUUGAUGUUGUUUUACAGGACUCACUGUGUACAUGCGCCAUCUUCUCUGCAAUGCAAUUUAAUUUUUCAAACCUCAGCAGCUCACCCUGUUCCUCCCUGCUCCGACUCUAUACUUAGCUCCUGUUUCCUGAUGCUCUUUGCCGUGUACCCCUUUUCGCCCUCCACUCUGUCGGCAAUUCAGUCUGUGACAGUCAUGUAAUGUAAUGUUGGCAACUGGACUUUUGCUGUUGACUUGUGUUUUUACUGUGUUCAAGGUUUGUUUGUUUUUGUUUGUUUUUGUCUCUUUAUUUUUGUCUGAAGCCUGUCUGCGCCUUUGUCUCACCCCUUUUCUUUCCGCUCACUGAACAUCCGUGUGCGUGCUGCUCGUCUGUUGUAGGCCUGGAAAAACCAUGUGAUUGACUGUCUCUGUAUGGUCCUAGCUGGGGGGGAAAAUGGGGACUCUAAACCUGCUCGCCCACCACUGACCUGGUGCCUGGAGAAGACCAGAUGCUGCAGUGAGAACAGAGCAGAGAUGAAACCAAAGCUACAUAUAAGGCAUGGGUUUUACACUUCUUUCCAAGCCGCUGCCCUACUUGCCUUUUGGCGAGGCUCAGAGCAGAUCUGCUAGUGUUAGUUCAACAGAAUCCUUGUGUGGCGCUACGGGUGAUUUGUAGAUGCUCUGUGCCUUAGCCCUGCAGUCUGACCUACUCCAGCGAAUCAUGAGUCUUGUAGAGCUCAACCUCCUUCCCCCAGUAUAUGCUCCCUGUUCAACUGUGCUAAGCUGCAGUUUAACUCCCUCCCAAGCAACAUAUCAGUCCUUUCACGAAUUGAAGACAGUGAAGUGUGAAAAUGUUUAGACAGUUUGCUGUCAGGCUAGUGCUGCCUGAUCAGCGUCCUCUUCAGCUCACAGAUGGUUACGUCGGUUGUAUAGAAGAUGUUAUAUUAUUGUAAUACAAAGAAGGAUACUGUUAUUUCUAUGAAACUCCUAUGGUGCUGAGGGCACUCAUGUUUGUUACCACAUGGUGAAGGUAGUGACAGAAUAAUCUGGCCAAAAGAGAGCCAUCCAUGUUACAUCACUGUCCUGCCUCCUUUGACUGGCAAAGGGACAACAAAGUUACGAUAUCAGCCUGUCUUUAUCCUUAAAACCAGCUGAAUAUCAGGUUGCUGAAGUUCUUUGUAAGCAGAGACUGUUGAAUGGUUUUAGGUUCCCUUUCAAUCAGUAUUAGGCGAUGUGGCCUCCACUGUAAAGAAGCUUCCACUCUGUCAACAGCAGAAAGCAGAAAGAAAGUUUUGUCUGUCUUCAUGUGAAACCAUGUGAAACCUUUACGCCCGUGCCACUUGGAUGUUUGCAUCACAGUAGCUGCACCCGGGCUGGCUGACACCCAGCUGGCGUGUAACCAGAUAAACCCUGAUGUUCCUUUCUCCUUUCAGAAACUGCCUUGCCAAUUUUUUCUUCACUGACAUGUAAAAAUGAUGAACAUGAAUGGCUGUUUUUUUUUUGUUUUGUUUUUUUUAAACAAAAAAUGGCCUCCUCUUAGAAGACUCUCAGAGGUAUUUGAUGUUUUAGUUCAUGUCAUUCAUGUCUGAGGUCACUACCCGGUCCAGCACGACUUAAUCCAGUAGUAGCAAGAUAAAAACUGACUCGGUAGCGUCUCUGAUCAUAUUUACUGGUAAGGCCCUCUUCACUUCUGUCUGCUAUUGUAGAUAACUGUGAUAAUGAUGUCUGUGUCCUGAAGGUCAGGUCAGCCAUUCCAUGACAUCUUCUGUCCAGUAGUAGAGUCUGAAUACACGUGUGAUCAGCUGUAUUUCAGGAAUGUCAAUAGAAAAUAAUUAUGUAUGUAUUCCCUGUUCCUAAAAAUGACUGAUAUUAAGUGAAACUGAAAAAACAACCCCUCCAAUCAUACAUUGUCCUAAUUCUGAUCAUUUUUCCUGUGCAUACUAUUUGAUUAAAAUUUGUAUAUUGCAUGAUUAGGAAUGUACACUUUUUAUUUCCCCCUUUAUUUUCAGUUUCAACGACAUGCUUACACAAACUAAAACUUGUCAUUCCAUUUUGUCCUUUUUUGCUUUAUAGUUUUGUUUUGUUUUGUUUUUUUAAUGAAGUUUACUUGACCAUUCUCUAUUUUUGAUGGUAUUGUGUUUUUAUCUAUUCUAAGUUCAGACAAAUUAAAAAGAAAAAAAGAAAAACAGUGAUAUCAAUGAAUGUUUUAAAUUAUUAAACACAUGGGGAAGGAAGGGGGUUCUAUUUGGUGUCAACAGGCCACUUGAAGCAGUGUACUGAGAGGCGACCCACUCUGUCUUAAUUCUUUAUUGGUUCAGCUGUAGUGAGUUAUUUUACCAAGUUUGGCUUGUGACAUUGAACUAUACUCUCAUAUGACUCUGAUUUCUGAAGAUCCUUGUCUUUUUAUUUGUCCAUGAUCAAAAUAUCAUAAUGUACAAUGUAAAUGUUUUAAAGGGGACAAUAUAAAUUAUCUACAUUCCCUUUAAAGACAGUCCACCCAAAAUUAAAAAUAAAGGCUGUAAGAAGCUGC
Molecule: messenger RNA, 6748 nt
Organism: Acanthopagrus latus (yellowfin seabream)
Lineage: Eukaryota; Metazoa; Chordata; Actinopteri; Spariformes; Sparidae
Gene: ap3d1
Product: adaptor related protein complex 3 subunit delta 1
Exons: 33
Coding region: 244-4002 (1252 amino acids)
Biological process (GO): protein targeting to vacuole; neurotransmitter receptor transport, postsynaptic endosome to lysosome; synaptic vesicle membrane organization
Cellular component (GO): terminal bouton; presynaptic endosome; AP-3 adaptor complex
Source: RefSeq, a predicted model, not a curated record